Pseudo-nitzschia multistriata is the source of this 1333-nucleotide messenger RNA. NCBI's taxonomy places the organism in Eukaryota, Bacillariophyta, Bacillariophyceae, Bacillariales, Bacillariaceae. The record is from the annotation of a GenBank genome assembly.
CACCAGCCGGCCAUUGAAUUCUAGCAACCAUAUCGAAAGGCAUCGGAGAUACGUGUCCGCCCGACGCAGUGUUUUCCAAACGAUGGUCCAGAUUCACGCCGUCUCGGCUAUAUUGUUCCUUGCGCUGAUUGCAUCAUCCAAACCGAUUACGGUGGAUGCAGAACUGCCGGAUGCGAAGGCAUCGUUUUCCUCGUCGAACCACAAACCAUCGAAUAUUUUCCGAGGGGAUCCCUUCGACACCGAUUGGGAUGACUUUGACACCGUAACGAAACGCAACAAGAGCGCGAAGACACCACAGUUCGGUUCAUCGCGCCGUGGGUCUUCCUUUUUUGGAUUUGGACGAGAAUUUUCUUUCUUCGAAUCCGCUCCAUGCCGGGUAUAUCAAAGCAGCAACAACGACGACGGCGAGGAUCGGUUUGGUGGAUAUGCGUACGAUGAUUCCGAUGCCGAUGGAUACGAUCUUAGCAACCACGAGGACGACGAUCGAAACGACGAGGACGAUGACGACGACUUUUUCAGCCGCAUGGAACGCUAUCGCCAACGACGAAAAUCGAUUUCUUCAAUUUCCAGCGGGGGCUUCAACGACAACGAAGGCUAUUCUUUUUCCAGAGGAGGACGCCCGCCGUUCAAUCCAUGGCAAGACAAACAACAACGGCGACGGAGAGAACAACGGCAACAUCAAAAACCUAGGAUAAUACAGGGCGUCCAAGAUUGGUGGAUGGAAAGGGUCGAUCCCAAGCUACAAUCCUUGCCCAAGAUAGUAUGCCGAAUCGAACCAAACACAACGCUGAAACUGCGCAAGACCUUUCGACCACUCAAAACCAUAGUUCGCCUAGGGGCAGAUUACAACACACAGCAGGGCAUAUGGCAAUUUAAGUCUUCCUGGGAGGACUCAAUCAUUGGUGGCAAAAUUACCCUUUCUGGAAACAAAGAACUGCAGCUGACAAAAUCAUGGCAAAUGAGUGUGGGUGGUGUGGAAGAUUUGGUCACCCGGCUGCGGCUGAGAGCGACUAUCAACCUGCAAACCUUCCAGGCCUACGCGAAGGUCGGCUUUCGAACCGAGCGCCUCACGCCCAUCGACGUCAUCGAGGGGUUCACCAUACUGAAACGAUUGCCCCUAGACGGAUCUGGUGGCAACCUGAAACUGGAGGUGAAGGCGAACGUUGCCCUGCCGGAACCCGAGAUAGAGUACCGGACGGAAUCACAGGCAAGGUCGCUGACGGGCAUGGGCAACGUCGAGGUGAGCAUCGACGAGAUGAAUCUCCUGCUGGAUUAUUGAUCGAUUCCACAAAGAUUGCAUUGUACGGUGCUGUAAUAGAAACUUGUAAGACUA